AUGAAAUUUAAGAAAAAAAAAAAAAAAGGGAAAGAACCUCCCAAAAAAGUGUUUGUGGGUGGAUUGAGCCUGAAUACUUCUGAAGAACAAAUUAAAGAAUAUUUUGGAGGCUUUGGAAUUGAAAACAUUGAACUUCCCAUGGAUACAAAAACAAAUGAAAGAAGAGGACUUUGUUUUAUCACAUAUACCGAUGAGGAGCCAGUAAAAAAAUUGUUAGAAAGCAGAUAUCAUCAAAUUGCUUCUGGGAAGUGUGAAAUCAAAGUUGCACAACCCAAAGAGGUAUAUAGGCAGCAACAGCAACAACAAAACGUGGAAGAGGUGCUGCAGCUGGUGGCCGAGGUCAGGGCCAAAACUGGAACCAAGGAUUUAAUAACUAUUAUGGUCAAGGAUAUGGAAAUUACAAUAGUGCCUAUGGUGGUGAUUAAAACUAUAGUGGCUAUGGUGGAUAUGAUUAUACUGUGUAUAACUAUGGGAACUAUGAAUAUGGACAGGGAUAUGCAGACUACAGUGGCCAACAGAGCACUUAUGGCAAGGCAUCUCAAGGGGGUGGCAAUCACCAAAACAAUUACUAGCCAUGGAAAAGGAGAACAUUGUAGAAAACAAGAGGAGAUGUUAAAGCAACCCAUCUUUCAGGACGACAUUGAAGAUUAGUCUUCUGUUGAUCUAAGAUGAUUAUUUUGUAAAAGACUUUCUAGUGUACAAGACACAAUUGUGUCCAACUGUAUAGAGCUGCCAAUUAGUUUUCUUUGUUUUUACUUUGUCCUUUGCUAUUUGUGUUAUGACUCAAUGUGGAAUUGUUUAUACAUAUUUUAUUUGUAUGAUUUCAUGUUAAACUUCAAAUCAUUGUUUCCUUAUAUGAUUGC
Messenger RNA from Sapajus apella (tufted capuchin), 863 nucleotides. RefSeq lists its product as uncharacterized. Gene Ontology annotation, molecular function: poly(G) binding; poly(A) binding. The record is from RefSeq and is a predicted model, not a curated record. Gene Ontology annotation, cellular component: nucleoplasm. Lineage: Eukaryota; Metazoa; Chordata; Mammalia; Primates; Cebidae. Bases 1 to 651 code for a protein of 216 amino acids. The transcript has a single exon. Gene Ontology annotation, biological process: regulation of gene expression.